CUUUCUUUUCUUCCCAUUUAUUGCUUAAAAAACUUAAAAAAGUCUUAGUUUUUUUUUUCUUUUUCCGGAGAGAAAUAUGGAUAGAGUAUUUUCAGUGGACGAUGACAUUGGCGACCAUUUUUGGUCGACGCCGCCGACGGCGGAGUUGGGCGUUGAUUCACCUACCUCUGCCGCCACCGCCGCCAUCUCCUACUCGAAGAUGAUGAAUCGCAGCUCUUCCGAAUGGGCUUUCCAGCGUUUCCUACAAGAAGCCGCCGGUACGACCACUUCAUCUCCUCCUCUGCCACCUACAAUGGCGUCUUCGUCGUCAUCUUCACACCAAAACGAUGUUGUCGAGAUCAAGGAUGAGAAUCUUUCUACUCCUAAUCUCAAUUCCAGUACGGCGUUGAAUUCGAAGCCGGCAGCGACGUCGUUUGCCUCUGCACCUCCGCAGAAUAUUCCCGUUGAUGCUGAAGAGUAUCAAGCCUUCCUCAAAAAUCGCCUCGAUUUGGCUUGUGCUGCAGUCGCAUUGACUCGGGCGAAGAAUCUAAAGCCUCAAGAUUCAAGUUCUAUUGCACCUGAUAAAGGUCCAGAGACUGCUAGUGCAUCACAAUCAGUAUCUCACAUCUCCACUAAAGGAUCUGGUCAGGAAGUGAGAAAAGUUCAAGAUAAGGAUUCUGGUGGACCAGUUGGAAUACCCUCUUUACCCUCAGUGCAGAAGAAACCUGUGGUGCAGGUGAAGUCAACAACUAGUGGUUCAUCUAGAGAGCUAUCCGAUGAUGAUGAAGCUGAAGGAGAAGCAGAAACGACUCAAGGAACGGAUCCAGCUGAUACGAAACGCGUAAGGAGAAUGCUUUCAAAUAGAGAAUCAGCCAGACGUUCAAGGAGAAGAAAGCAAGCCCAUCUUACAGAACUUGAGACACAGGUAUCUCAACUGAGAGUAGAAAACUCCUCCCUACUGAAACGUCUGACUGACAUAAGCCAGAAAUACAAUGAAUCAGCUGUUGAUAAUCGUGUCUUAAAAGCAGAUGUUGAGACAUUGAGAGCGAAGGUGAAGAUGGCAGAAGAAACAGUUAAAAGAGUUACUGGGUUAAAUCCCUUAUUCCAAGCUAUGUCUGAGAUGUCCUCAAUGGCAAUGCCAUCCUUCUCUGGCAGUCCUUCAGACACAUCAACAGACACUGCUCUGCCUGUGCAAGAUGAUCCUCAACAUCAUUACUACCAACAACCGCCAAAUAAUCAUAUGCCAACCCAUGAUCCUAGAAUUCAAAAUGGUAUGGUUGAUGUUCCUCCAAUAGGAGGAUCUGUACAGCAGAAUCUUGCAGCUGCAGCAGUUGGGGGGAAUAAGAUGGGUAGAACAGCUUCAAUGCAGCGGGUAGCCAGCUUGGAGCAUCUGCAGAAGCGCAUACGUGGAGAAGUGAGUUCCUGUGGAACCCAAGGUCGGGGAGAGCAAUAAACACUGUUAAAGCCCCCAGCUGCACUGAAUCAGAUUUUGCACAUGCAUGUUGAUAAAAUUAUACUGUUUUUAACCAUUUGUGGCAGGAAAAAUGCCCAUUCUUUGUAUGGCAAUGCCUUGUUGGAUGAUACUAAUGCAUUGACAUCCCUUUGCUAUGCUAGUUCUGACUAUUCUCAGUCAUCCUCUUUCCCCCUC
Solanum tuberosum (potato) is the source of this 1627-nucleotide messenger RNA. RefSeq names its product light-inducible protein CPRF2. Gene Ontology annotation, biological process: regulation of DNA-templated transcription. The record is from RefSeq and is a predicted model, not a curated record. The transcript has 6 exons. Bases 77 to 1432 code for a protein of 451 amino acids. Lineage: Eukaryota; Viridiplantae; Streptophyta; Magnoliopsida; Solanales; Solanaceae. Gene Ontology annotation, molecular function: DNA-binding transcription factor activity.